CGCUGUACGUGGGCCGCGAGGAGCUCAACAUGCUGAUGGCGCAGUUGUUGGGGAACCGGCCGUCGCCGCGGGACGUGCCCUCCCGCCUCAUCUGCGUGUCGCUCUUCAAGGACGAUGACGGUGACGCGGAGCAGCUGGCGGUGGCGGGCCCUUCCGGCGCGUCGGCGCCCUGCUCGUCGCCGAGGGCGUCCACCUCGACGGCGGCAACCCCGUCCGCCAGUCUGCUCAACAUCGACGCGUCCGGUUCCGCCGGCAGUCGGUCCGCGUCGCUGCAGCAGGUGAUGAGCGACCUGCACGCCGAGGACGUCGAGGACGCCGCCGUGGCGGACGCGCGGGGCGCCGACGGCCGCGCCGCCAGCACGCUCAUGGACCUGUGGGACGACCUGGACGACGACGACCUGGACGACGACGACGAGGCCGAGAACACGGCGCUGCUGUGA
This is a messenger RNA of Thrips palmi, 440 nucleotides long. RefSeq lists its product as uncharacterized. Lineage: Eukaryota; Metazoa; Arthropoda; Insecta; Thysanoptera; Thripidae. The coding region runs from base 30 to 440 and encodes 136 amino acids. The transcript is spliced from 2 exons. The record is from RefSeq and is a predicted model, not a curated record.